Molecule: messenger RNA, 1254 nt
Organism: Didymella exigua CBS 183.55
Lineage: Eukaryota; Fungi; Ascomycota; Dothideomycetes; Pleosporales; Didymellaceae
Product: putative sterol desaturase
Exons: 3
Coding region: 112-1056 (314 amino acids)
Biological process (GO): lipid biosynthetic process
Molecular function (GO): iron ion binding; oxidoreductase activity
Source: RefSeq, a predicted model, not a curated record
UGAUAAACGAGAUGGCAAAUUGCGGAUCGCCUUGAAUCAAACAUCUUUGCCGCUGUCGCCGCCUCGAGUGCUUGUACACCGACACCGACCUGCACAGGAGUCUCAUAAGCCAUGGACGUCGCAUUGGAACUCCUCGACCCCCUUGUGUUCGACAAGGCGUACGCCUGGGCCCUGCCGCACCCUGGAGCCGGCCUCAGCAACGCGACAGAUGUCAACGGCCUUCUGGCUGCCAAUGGCGCGCCAACGUCUCUGUGGGAUCGCGACAACAUUUACCGCCAGAGCAUCUCAAUCCUCCUGAUCACGCAAUUCGGCGCAUCUGCGCUCUACUUCAUUUUCAGCGCACUCUCAUAUUACCUGAUCUUUGAUCGCCGUCUGGAGUACCACCCUAGAUUCCUCCAGAACCAAGUGCGCCAAGAGAUCAAGUCGUCCAUGACCGCUGUCCCGUUCAUCAACAUCCUGACUCUGCCCUGGUUCUUGGGCGAGGUUCGCGGCCACAGCUUGUUGUACGGUGAUGUGAAGAGCUACGGCUGGGGGUGGCUCGUUGUUUCGUCGCUUCUGUACAUGGCUUUCAACGACGUGGCCAUCUAUUGGAUCCACCGCCUCGAGCACCACCCGAGCGUUUACAAGUACAUCCACAAGCCACACCACAAGUGGAUUGUUCCCACGCCAUGGGCUGCGCUGGCGUUCCACCCUCUCGACGGCUACGUGCAGUCGCUACCGUACCACGCCUUCGUCUUCCUCUGUCCUAUGAACAGGUACCUCUACAUGGUCCUCUUCGUCGCCGUGCAGAUCUGGACCAUCUUCAUCCACGACGGCGACAUGAUCUCCGGCCACUGGACCGAGAAAUUCAUCAACAGCCCGGCCCACCACACGCUGCACCACAUGUACUUCACCGUCAACUACGGCCAGUACUUUACCUGGUGCGACAACUACUUCGACUCGCACCGGGCACCCAGGCCCGAGCUCGACCCUAUACACGACGCCCUCAAGGUCAUGCGCGCGAAGGGCCUUGUCGAUGAAGCAGGCAACCCAAUCGCGAAGCCGAAGAAGGAGUAAAGCUGCGUUGUUGUUUUGAAGCGUUAUUGUGUCGAUGUUGAUUGCAGAGCGGGCCUCGUUUGCAUUGGGGGCGUUUGAUAGACUUUAUGAUCGUCACGAUCAUUAUGCAUACUAGGUAGUUAAUGUUAAUAGUCAUAACCUAACAUGGAGGUAGUUCAGGCUCGCAAGCCUCAAGCUAAACACACUAGUCUUCAUCCG